Messenger RNA from Anisakis simplex (herring worm), 285 nucleotides. Lineage: Eukaryota; Metazoa; Nematoda; Chromadorea; Rhabditida; Anisakidae. The record is from the annotation of a GenBank genome assembly.
AUCAAUUACAGCAUUAAAAUGCUACUAACGCUGUCAUUGGCACUCAUAUCGAUGGCCGUAAUUGGCUACUUGAUUCGAAUCUUAAUUGUUGAUAAACUGCAAAUCGAGAAAGUAGAAGAUAGAGUCGUACUUAUCACUGGAUCAGCUGGAGGUUUUGGCCGCAAAAUUGUGACGAAGUGUCUGGAAAAUAAAAUGACUGUUUUUGCAACUUGUCGUACUAAAGAGGUGAGUCCGAUUGAUUUUGAUGCUGUGGUCGAAUGGAGGAAAUUCGAGUGUUCGAAAUAA